GUUAAGAAAUGCCUCAAACUUGUCUUACGACAUACCUGACAAUAUCAAAGAUGAACAGAUCCGAGAAAUAAACAAACUAGACAACAAAACAGGAUCAGAUCUUGUGGAAUAUCUUCAUCAGAACGAAAUCGGCAAGGAUCAGAGUUUUCGUGGUCCCUUUGGCGGAAGAAAAAUAGUUUAUUGCGAUUGGAGUGCCUCUGGUAGAGGGUUGAAGUUUAUAAACGACUAUAUUAAUGAGGAAGUGUUGCCGUGGUAUGCCAAUACACAUUCCAUGGCCAAUACCACCGCCACCCAGAUCAGCAUGUUUCGAGAGGAGGCUCGCCAGAUUGUAAGGCACACAGUAAACGCUAACUCCGACAAAGACAGUGUAAUAUUCCAUGGAAACGGCACAACAGGCGUAGUCUCCCUCCUCAGGCACAUCAUAGACGCGGAGAACUCCAUAUUCAUUGUAGGAGAGGAAACCCACCAUUCACUUUACACUCCGUGGAGGGACAUUACUAAGAAUGUGCUCCUGUUAGCUGAUACCCCAGAUAAGGGCGAGCAGCUGGAGCAGAUCCUGGUGCAGAUCCGAGCUGUGGAUCCGGAGGUAGUGGUGUUUGGGUGCUUUGCUGGGGUUAGCAAUGUUACCGGGGCUGUGUAUGAGGUAGAUAAACUCGCUCAGAUCCUGCACGUCCACAAUGCGCAUAUCAUCGUGGACUAUGCUAGUGGUGCACCGUACAUUGAAAUGAACAUGAACCCGGUGAUAAAAGGAGCGUAUAAAGACGUUAUUGUUUUCUCUCCUCAUAAGUUCCUGGGCGGAGUUGAAACUCCGGGAGUGCUGGUAAUUAAGAAGAACCUCUUUAGAAACUCCACGCCCUUUGUGAGUGGCGGAGGAACUGUGUUUUAUGUAAAAGAGGACGAGACGAGGUAUUUUAAAGCUCCAGAGCUUCGGGAGGAAGGGGGGACUCCUAAUAUAAUAGGCUCAAUCAGGGCAGCUCUGGCUUGCUAUGUUAAACUUAAUGUUGGGGUUCAAACUAUCAUGUCUAUCAACCAGAACAUCGUGGACAAGGUUAGGGCAGGAUUUAGUGACACUCCUAAUCUUAUACUUUUAGACGAUCUUGAAUACACUAAAAUCCCGCUGUUUUCUUUUCUUAUUCAGCACGACGGACUAUACCUUCAUCACAAUUACGUGGUCACCUUGCUGAACGAUUUGUUUGGCAUUCAAACUCGAGGUGGCUGCUUGUGUGCGGGGCCAUAUGUUCAACGGCUCCUGGGGCUCGACACAAACCUUAACAAUGCAUACCUUAAACUCUUAUCCGAAGACCCCAAUUUGGAUCGCCACCAUUUGCGGCGAACCAAAGAGUACAGCUCACAUGAAAUCUUCAGACCGGGCGUUGCCAGACUGUCUAUCAGCUACACUACUCCUAGUGAGGUUGUAGAGUUUGUGGUCCGUGCUGUUCGGCUGGUGGCGGAGCAGGGGUGGAAGCUUCUACCCUUUUAUAGGUGUAACCAUGAGACGGGUGAGUGGCACCAUCUCAACAACCUGCAGUUCAACAACAGACGGUGGUUAUCUCAUCUUAAACUUGACAGUGGUGGUGUGAGGACUAAAUCGUUUCCUGUUGAAUCCUAUCUUGACAUGGAGGAAUGUCUAAAGAAAGCUGAAGAGGUGUUUAAAGGUAUCACCAGAUACAGUAAUGUCCAAGGAUCAAGUGCAGUUUUUCAGGAUGCCAAUGAUUUGAGAUGGUUUCUGUUGCCUGCCGAUGUUGUUAAUAAGGUCAAUGCGUCACAACCGAUUCUAACUAAAGCACCCUUUAUUCCUAGUAUGAAGAAUAAAACGGACUCAGAUGAUACUAUUGCCUUCAGGAAAAGAACAUUAGACCAAAUACUAUAUCAUUGCAAAUCUUCAGUAGAACAAAAACCGCUUUCCAUAGCUCCAAGGAAGACGUCACAACCAGGAGCCGCCCCUUUUUCUCUCAUACAUUACAGUCUUACAUUCCUUAAUUCUCUCGUCUCAUUUCCUUUCAACAUCCUCUUUUAUGGAUUAACCUUCUUCAGUCGUCACCAUUUGAACAAAACACCAGCUAUCGAGUCCACUGAAGAUAUCUUGUCUGUCUCUUCAAGUUUGCAUAACAAAACUUCUGAUCAUACGAUACUUGAGGUAGAUUCUAAGAACGGCACUCAAGCUGAAUCCGUUGUAUUCAAUGCUCCCUCCCCUGCUAAUGAUAACGGGACAGCUAAAUGUCCUGUCAUUUCCUCCAAACCAAAAGAUCCAGUGAUAGCAAAGUGGCACGCCCCCACCAAGAACAUCCUGAAACCCAUGAUGAAAGCCAUCGAGGAGUACCAGAUGAUAUUAAAUGGUGAUAAAGUGCUGUUGUGUUUGUCGGGGGGCAAGGAUUCACUUUCCUUACUUCACGCCCUUAGACAGUUCCAGUUCAUUGCCAAAAAGAAAGGUGUAGUAUUUGAGCUUGGAGCUGUAACAGUAGAUCCCAUGACACCAACAUUCAACCCCGCCCCGCUGAUUCCUUACCUAAAGGAACUCGGUGUACCGUAUCUGUUCGAGAGGCAGGGUAUUUUGAAACAAGCUGAGGAAAUGGAGGAGGUUUCUAGUAUCUGCAGUUUGUGCAGUAGAAUGAAGCGAGGUCGGAUAUACGCAGCUGCCCGGGCACAUGGAUACAACGUGAUAGCAAUGGGACAACACCUGGACGAUCUUUGCGAGAGCUUCUUCAUGUCCAUAUUUCACAACGGGCUACUCAGGACAAUGAAAGCAAACUACACAGUAACAGAAGGAGACCUGCGUGUCAUACGUCCCCUGGUUUACGUCAGAGAACGGGAUCUGCGCACCUUCGCGGAGACCAAACAUCUGCCCGUGAUCGCGGAGAACUGUCCGGCGUGUUUCGAGGAACCUAAGGAGCGCCACCGGGUUAAGCAGCUUCUGGCACAGCAGGAGCUCCUGUUUCCAAAUCUGGCUAACAGUUUACAGCGAGCCAUGAAACCUCUUUAUUCGAAACACAAGGUUGGUAUGGAAUCAAGACCCAUCACGAUGAAUGGAACGAUCCCAGAACAAAAUGGUCAUGAUAAUAAAGAAUGCAUUGAGAUUGAUUUAUCUGGUAAUGUUGAUGGUACAGGUGAUGAUUUGAUGUUUCCCGAUGGGUGCUGAAGUUAUUUUUAAGUUAGGAAAUUUAUCGGCGUGAAAUGAUUUCAGAUUCACACUUUGAAAGACCCUUUUUAAUGUUUUUUUAACCGUAUUUUAGCUUUUUAUGGGGUGGGGUUAGAGUUAUUUUAACUAUAUAACUUAUUGUUAUAACUUAUUGGAUUUGUUAAAUUAUUGCCGUGACCUUUGUGUAUAUUAAUUUAUUCAUUCCGAGUAUUCCUCCAAAAAAUUAAACGAAAUGUGUUAUUAUACAGAAACAGGCAGAAACCUAUCUCACUUUCAAGCUUCAUAGGGUGUUGAGCUUGAUCAUCAUGUAGACUUUGGCGCAUCAUUCUUUGAAUAAUGAUGUCCUUAUCUAUUCUUCAUACUAAUUUGAACCACUAACAAUCCUGUCCCUCAUUUUAGAGUUAGAAGUAUGUUUUGUUACACUACCUUACCCUCAACUCUUACUCGAUGUUCUCGCUGCACCAAACCUGUAUCACUCUUAUACCACCAUCGCAAUUCCUCCAACCAACUGUCAAGAACUCUACAAUCUCCUGUAAAUAUCUCCCAGUAUCCUCACAGAACUAUUGUUCAGCAGUCAUCUAGAACAUUCCAUACAUCCCAUACAUUACAGCUGAGUGAAACUCCUCGAGAUCCCUUCGAUCCGAUCGUAGCUGAUGACAACGUCGUGGGCCUAGUCCACCCUGAAAUGAUGAACAGAAUGAAAACACGGUAUCCCAUGAUGUGGCUACUUAAUGCUUCAAUGACAGGAACUGGGUUACUAUGCUUUACCAGCUCUAACGGUAUGGUGCCGUCUUUGGGGUUUGUUCUCAUAUUUUCCUCACUACUUUUUACCGCAACUAUGUGGUACAACGCCAGGUGUAUUGGUAAGAUAUCCCUGAAUCAGGACACAACUGCUACCUUAUCUCAUCUCAAUAUGUUUGGCAGGCGCGUGGAUAAAACUGUUCCUCUUUCAUCACUUCAGUUAAUGACAAAGCUAGAUCACAAACAGUGGAUUGAUGGUAAAUUGUACUAUAUCAAUUGGGAUCAGUUUAAAGCUAAUGAUAGGUUGUGGGAGAAUGCUAUCCCUGCUCAGAAACCCCAUGUUCUUAUUCCUGAGAAUGUUUACAGAAAUAAAAAGUGAGGAUCAUAGAUCGGAUAUGAAUCAUGGUUUUGUUUCUGUUGAAAAAUUGAAGACCAUUUGUAUCACUCGUUCAUAAUGUUCUCUUGUACAAUGUUUAUUGAGGUAACGAUUCUAAUAUCAUGUUUUACUUUUGACGUGCCUUAUCUGAAUCA
This is a messenger RNA of Bolinopsis microptera, 4408 nucleotides long. RefSeq lists its product as uncharacterized. The transcript has 10 exons. Bases 272 to 3136 code for a protein of 954 amino acids. The record is from RefSeq and is a predicted model, not a curated record. NCBI's taxonomy places the organism in Eukaryota, Metazoa, Ctenophora, Tentaculata, Lobata, Bolinopsidae.